Molecule: messenger RNA, 2130 nt
Organism: Megalobrama amblycephala (Wuchang bream)
Lineage: Eukaryota; Metazoa; Chordata; Actinopteri; Cypriniformes; Xenocyprididae
Product: probable G-protein coupled receptor
Exons: 2
Coding region: 593-1903 (436 amino acids)
Biological process (GO): G protein-coupled receptor signaling pathway
Cellular component (GO): endosome; plasma membrane; signaling receptor complex
Molecular function (GO): G protein-coupled receptor activity
Source: RefSeq, a predicted model, not a curated record
UAUUAUUAUUAAUUAUAAACUAUGUAACUAAUAUUAUAUUUAAUUUAACAAUGUGUGUAUAUUAUUGUACAGUGUGAGUGACUGUUGCCACUGGUGACUUCCCAGUCCUGGUCAGCUGUGUCCCUCUCUCUCCCUCCCUCUCCCUGUCUCUCUCUCUCUCUCUCUCUCUACUGUGCUGUGUUGUUGAAUUCACCUGCAGCUCUCUGGCUCCUCAGUGAGGGGAACUGACACGCUGUAAUUACUCUGUCCAGAUGAUGCAGUAGAGUCUCCUAAUGGACUGACCUGCACAUCAUGUACAUCUGGCUCUGUGAUGGCUUUCGCUUGUCUUAAGUGCAAAGACCACAGAGCCAAACACAGCUCCACGAAGCUCUCCACACCACAGAUAGAGUAAGUGCUGGAUAAACUCCACCGACUCCACAUGACCGACGGACAGAUCCGGGAUUUCGGAACAUUUAAUGAUGAUUGACCAGACUUAGUUGAUGGACUUCAGCGCUGACCUUUGACCUCCAGCCAAUGAGUCCCCAUUUCUGACUGGUGAAAGAUGGAGAAGCCUGCGUUUCUGCUUUGUGUUUGGUGCGCUACGCUGUAAACAAUGGAGGCGUCUGGAUUACCUCCGACAGCAGAGCUUAACGAAACUGAACUUAAUGAGACAUUGACUCAUGGCCACCCUAUGCAUCUGGCUCCCAGCAUGCAGUUAGGGAGUAUGUCCAACCCACAAUCACGUUUACGAGACAUGUCGGGGCUCGUCGUCAUGGUGACUCUUAAUGCAGUGGCACUCUUGGCCAAUAGCGGAGUACUCGCCGUAGUAGUGAAAGUGCCCCAUCUCCGCAAGUUCAGUUUGGUGUGUCACCUCUGCAUCGUGGAUUUGCUUUGCGCCGCCCUCCUCAUGCCUCUCGGCAUCGUCUGCGGCUCGCCCUUCUUCGCCGGUGUCAUCUUUUCCGUGCUCGAAUGCAGAUUGUACAUAUUCCUCAAUGCCUUUCUCAUAUCUGCCUCUAUCUUUACAGUUACUGUGAUUAGUAUCGAACGCUACUUCUACAUCGUGCAUCCCAUGAGGUACGAGGCUAAAAUGACGCCUUGGUUAUCCGCAGCCGUGAUGGGACUUGUCUGGGUGGCGUCUACUUUGCUAGGACUUGCUACCGUCUUCGGAUGGCCCAGUUAUGGAAGUAGAAGCUCCAUUGCUGCAACACACUGCUCUCUCCAUUGGAGCCACAGCGGACAUCGACGAGUAUUUGCUAUUUUAUUCUGCACGGUUUGCUUUUGCGUGCCAGCUGCCAUUAUUAUUGCCGUCUAUGGGAAUGUCUAUAAAGUCGCCCACACGGCUGCCCGGGAAAGAGGGCCGAUCCCGAGCUGGACGAUGGAGACGGUUCAUCCGAAGCGUCGGUCCGAUUCCGUCAACAGCCAGACCACAAUCAUCACCACUAGCACGAGCAUCCGCAGAAAUCCAGUCCCUCGCAGGAAGAAGAGAACACUGGUUGGCGGGAAAGCAGCACUUACUUUAGCCAUCAUCGUGGGUCAGUUCCUGCUCUGCUGGCUGCCUUACUUUGCCUUCCACCUGCAUCUGUCGCUGGGAUUCUCCCAUAGUACCUCUGAAGAAGCCGAGGGACCGGUCACCUGGCUGGCAUAUUCGACGUUCGCGGUAAACCCAUUUUUUUAUGGCCUACUGAACCGUCAGAUCAGGGAGGAGCUGUGUAAGAUGCUCUUGUGUUGCCGAUCAGCCGGCAGGCCAGUGCGGCCCUCGGUGUCGGCCCACGAACGUUCAGGGCAAGAAGACUUUUUUCAUUUUCUGCACAGGAACGGUGACAGGGACGGGGUUAGAUGCAGCUACCACAUGGCUACACAGAGGAGCACGCUGGACCAGACUAGUUUUAGGAUACCUGGGCAAAUACCAGAAGAGAUUACCUAAAAUAUUCAUGAGAUUUUCAUGACAUUGAGGAGUUACUCAAAAACAUUCAAAUUCUCAAAUUUGGAGUCAUAAUCAUUCUUUUUUGUAAUGCAUUUUUAUUACUUUACAAAUGAUGGUUUUAGCACUUUUCAGCUUUGCUUUAAAGAUUCUCCCUGUCUGUUUUCUAAAGUGAAAGUGAUGUGUAGCCAAGUGUGGUGUCCCAUAUUCGGAAUUUGUGCUCUGCAUUU